Molecule: messenger RNA, 2015 nt
Organism: Drosophila novamexicana
Lineage: Eukaryota; Metazoa; Arthropoda; Insecta; Diptera; Drosophilidae
Gene: ball
Product: nucleosomal histone kinase 1
Exons: 3
Coding region: 122-1984 (620 amino acids)
Biological process (GO): peptidyl-serine phosphorylation; signal transduction
Cellular component (GO): cytoplasm; nucleus
Molecular function (GO): protein serine/threonine kinase activity; ATP binding
Source: RefSeq, a predicted model, not a curated record
UAUAAAUAUAAUCGUAAAAUUUCAAAUCGUAUAUAUUUAAAUUUGACAGAACCGCGUUCUGUUAAUGCGCACAGCUCUGUUAACGCAAAAUUGAGAAAUCUGCUAUCGCGUUGAGGGUAAAAUGACGCGACGUAGCCUCGUGAAUGGCAAUGCUGCCGUAUGUAAUGGCGCGCGGUUGAUGCAGAUGCGUUGUGGCGGCAUUUAUACGAAAAUGCGUCGUACCGCCAAGCCAAAGGCAGCGCCGGCCAAAAAAGCCAAGGGCAAGUUGUAUGCUAUGCCGGAGAAGCUUAAAGAGGGCACCGUUCUCACAGAUCUGACCAAGGGACAGUGGCGCAUUGGUCCCUCGAUUGGAAUUGGCGGCUUCGGUGAAAUCUAUGCAGCGUGUCGCAACGGCGAAAAGAACUACGAUGCAGUGGUGAAAUGCGAGCCACAUGCCAAUGGGCCGCUGUUCGUCGAGAUGCACUUCUAUUUGCGGAAUGCAAAACAAGACGACAUCAAGAACUUCAAGCAGCAGCAUGGCCUCAAAUCUCUGGGUAUGCCCUACAUACUAGCCAACGGCUCUGCGGACAUAAAUGGUCAGAAGCAUCGGUUCAUAGUUAUGCCGCGAUACGGCAGCGACAUAUCAAAGUUCUAUGCGCAGAACGGCAAGCGCUUGCCCGAGGCUACCGUCUACCGACUAGCAAUUCAAAUGCUGGAUGUGUAUGAAUUUAUGCACGGCACCGGCUAUGUUCAUGCAGAUCUCAAGGCGGCUAACAUAUUGCUUGGCCUUGGUAAGGGCGGUAGUAGUCAGGCCUAUUUGGUGGACUUUGGGCUAGCUUCCCACUAUGUGACGGGGGAUUUCAAACCGGAUCCAAAGAAAAUGCAUAAUGGCACUAUUGAGUACACAUCGCGGGAUGCACAUUUGGGCGUAGCCACUCGGCGGGCCGAUCUUGAAAUACUCGGCUACAAUAUUAUUGAAUGGUUAGGAGUGGAGCUGCCCUGGAUCAGGGAAAAACUGCUGACAGUACCGCUGAAAGUUCAGAAGGCCAAGGAGGCAUUUAUGGCGGACGUAAACGCCGCACUAAAGCCCCUCUUUCCCAAAGGGGUGCCGGCACCCAUCUCUGACUACAUGAAAUACGUAUCUAAGCUGGCGCACAACGAAGCACCCAACUAUGACAAGUGUCGCACGUUUUUCCUCAAUGCUCUCAAGCAAAUGAAAGUGGUCAACAGUGGGGACUUGGACUUUAAACUGACGUCGCAGAACAACAGCAAUAACAACAAUAGUCCGCCAGCCAAAAAGGCAGGGACAUCGGCUUCAUUGGGACAGCGGAGCAAGGUUAAAAAAGAAGAAUCUCUGCUAAUAAAUUCCUCUUCAGAGGAUGAAGUCAUUGCCAGCGAUGAGGAAAAGGAUGCAAAAUACACGCCGCGCAGAAAGUUGGUGGCAGCUAAAGCAUCGCCAGCUUCUAGAUCCAAACCUACAAGAACCACGCCAACGCGCAAAGCGGCGCACAAGCCAGCUUCAGCUUCGCCCAAGAAACGCGAAGCACCACAAGCCACCUCGCCACAGCGUUCGAGUCCGCUCAAGCGAGCAAAAGUGGAAAGCAACGCCACUCCGAAAGCACAGGGUGCUAAUGCCAAGAUCAACUUUAGUCCAGCAGUUUCGCUGCGUAGCAGGCCUGGUAAGACGGUGAUCAAUGAUGACUUGACUCCACAGCCGCGCUCCAAUAAAACAUACGAGUUCAACUUCGAGUUGGAUGUCAGUAUGGAUGCCAAUGUCAUUGUGAAUGUAAAGCGCAAAAAGAAGGCGCAGGCAGGCAGCACCACUCCCUCUGGCAGCAACAAGACACCCUCUUCGCACAUCGCCGCGACGCCCAAAGGCAGCUCUCCAGCGACACGUAUUAAUCUGCGAAAAGUAAAUGGCGACGAGGGUACUAGUUCGCCAGCUCUGAACUCCACGCGGAGUCCACGCACGCCUGCAGUCACUCUGCGCAAGUAUAGGCGCUAAUUCCAUUAAAUUUUUUAUACAUAUAACUAUA